This is a messenger RNA of Tarenaya hassleriana, 884 nucleotides long. RefSeq names its product ribonuclease Y-like. The record is from RefSeq and is a predicted model, not a curated record. NCBI's taxonomy places the organism in Eukaryota, Viridiplantae, Streptophyta, Magnoliopsida, Brassicales, Cleomaceae. The transcript has 3 exons. Bases 182 to 772 code for a protein of 196 amino acids.
ACUCUGCAAGGCCACAGAGUGGAGCUUCUUCACUAUAAGUAAUCAGAUCUCUUCAUUGAAUGAAGGAAUUAAGAAAUCGAAAGCCAAGAAUCCAUCACAGGGAAAGAGCUCAUCUUCUGGUAUUCUCAGCCAGCAGCCGUGUAUAACAAGAAUAUACACUAACAAAAAGAUCCACACUUCCAUGGGCGGCUCCAUAAGCAAGAGAGAGAGGGAAGUCAUUUCAAGUGGAAAAAGAAGAAGAAGGGCGGCCACAAGAGGAGAGAAUGAAGAGAGAGAGGCGAUGGUUUUGGCAUGGAGAAAGGAGAGGAAAAGACUGAAGGAGGAGGUGAAGAGGCUGAGGAAGAAGGUGAAGGAGAAGGAACAAGUUGAAGAGUGGGAAUGCGUGGUGGUGAAGCAGAUGAUCUUGGAGAGAGCACUGAGGGACGAGGCUGUGGAGAGGUGGAAGAAUCUAUACUUAGCUAUCAAGAACCAGCUCGAUGAUCUUAUUCAGACAACUUAUGGAGAAGGGUUGCAAUGGAGACCAGACGAGGAAGGAGUGAAGACAAUAGAAGAACUCAGACAGGAACUGGAGGUAAAGGAAGAAACCAUUGGAGGGCUCAAAGAGAGAGUAGCUUUGAUGGAGAAACAGCAAUAUGGAAAUCAGAGAGAGAUUGAUUUACUGAGACAGAGUUCGAGAAUAAUCAGCAGCCAAGGCAUCAGCAAGAAGGAGGAGUCAUCACCUUCCUCCAGAAACCUGUCGAUGUUCAGAAACACGUGUGUCGAUCGAAAGUAAAUAACGUAUCGUCAUCUCUGAAUCAUACUCAAAGAAAUGCAGUGCAUAUAUAUGUAUAUGUAUUCACGUGUGAAAUAUUCUAGAAUGAAGAAAACUCCGUGAAAAUCCUCAA